Molecule: messenger RNA, 765 nt
Organism: Micromonas commoda
Lineage: Eukaryota; Viridiplantae; Chlorophyta; Mamiellophyceae; Mamiellales; Mamiellaceae
Exons: 1
Coding region: 1-765 (254 amino acids)
Cellular component (GO): membrane
Molecular function (GO): sugar transmembrane transporter activity
Source: RefSeq, a predicted model, not a curated record
AUGGCGGACGCCAAGUAUGUGUUCAUGAGGAUCAUAGCCCCGCUGCUGGGCUUCCUCAUCGCGAACGUCAUGUUCUUCUCCGGGGUGCCUGGCUUUCUCGAACGGAAGAGGCUGGGUGAAUUGGGUAACUUCAACCCGCUGCCGUACCCGGUCAUCCUCGCGAACUGCGCGUCCUGGAUCGCGUACUCGCUGUACAUCGACGACUACUUUCUCUUCUUCGCCAACGCGCCGGGGAUGCUCGUCGGCGUGUACUUCACGAUGGUGGGCUACGGACUCUCGCCGUACGGAGGUAAGACGCGCGACGCGAUCGAGAGAUGGACGGUGGGCCUGGUGGGCGCUCUUCUCGCGCUGACGUUGUACGUCGGGCUGGUGGCGAAAAAAGAGAGCGACGAGCACAAGCAGACGACCAUCGGGCUGUUUUGCAACGCGGUGCUGCUCGUGUAUUACGCGUCGCCGCUCACGACCGUCAAGGAGGUGCUCGAGAAGCGCGACGCGUCCUCGCUGUAUUUUCCAAUCUCGUGUGCCAACUUUGUCAAUGGCGCGUCGUGGGCGACGUACGGCUUGGCGCUCAACGAUUGGCUGCUCUUCGCGCCAAACGCGAUGGGCGCGGCGCUCGGCGCGUUGCAGAUGGCGCUGAUUCGCGCGUAUCCGUCCGAAGGCACCCCGGGCGGCGGCGGCGGGAGGGAGAUGAGGCAGACGCCGAGCACGGCUGACUUACUGUCAAACCCAACCGGACCGGGGUUGGUGAACAGUUCGGCGCUGUAG